UUCUUUUUACGCCCUCCAAAAUUAACUAUCCAUUCACUUUCUUUCUAACACGCUUCGUAUAAUUCAACUCAACCAAAUGGCUUCCUCCGCAGAACCUCAGACAGCUCCCUUCGGCACAUGGGACAGUCCCAUCACAGCCGCAACCCUGACGUCAAAAGGAAUCAGUUUCGCCGGCAUCGCCGCCACGGCGGAUGGUAUCAUCUACGUAAACGAAGGCCGCCCUGCCGAAGAAGGUCGCAAUUGUAUCGUCGAAUGGCGCAACAACCAGCCCCGUGACGUUCUACCAGCUGCGUACAGUGCACGCACCGCCGUCCACGGCUACGGCGGCGCGGCCUUCAACACCACGUCAGAUGGGAAGGUCAUUUUCGCAGAUUGGAAGACUCACGGGGUGUAUAUUUUGGAUCCUGCAACCUGCGAUGUAACAGCCGCCGUGGAGCCGGAUGAAAAGAUCUGGUACGCUGCGUUCAAUUCGCACCCCAAGAGACCGGAGCUGGUUUUUGCCAUCAGGGAAGAUCAUCACGGCAAGGAGGUGAUUAACGAGCUUGUUGUAAUCAAUACUGAGAAGAAAAAGGUGGAGGUUGCAGCGACGGGAGCGGACUUCUACUCGCAUCCCACAUUCAGUCCUACUGGUGAUAGAGUGUCCUGGUUCCAGUGGAACCAUCCCGAGAUGCCAUGGACGGGGACCGAGUUGUAUUCUGCGGCUUGGAAGGAUGAGAAGGUUGGAACGCCCGUAAAAUUGGCAGGAAAUGGCGACGAAGAAAGUAUUUUGCAGCCGAGAUGGGGACCGGACGGAACUUUGUUCUUUGUGUCGGAUCGCACUGGAUAUUGGCAGUUUUAUCACUGGAGCCCGGAUGCAAGUGAUGCGCCCCGCGCUAUCGUUAUUGAAGGCCUGGAGAAGGGCGAGUUUGCUCAUCCAGAAUGGCUCCUGGGAUCUUGCACAUAUGUUCUUCCAAACGCCAACACGAUUGUCGCGGCCUGGACACAAAACGCAACAGAGCGUCUCGUCAUCAUCGAUCUCGAGAAGAACACCUACACCUUCCCUGCCCACAUCGCAUCGCUCACGGGCAUCCAACACAGCGCUGUGGCUCUGACAUCUCCUACCAGCAUUGCCGUCAUUGCCAGCACUCCGACUUUCCCCAGCACUGUCUACCACAUCUCUAUCACCUCCAGCGAUGCCUCCGUACCAACAGUCCUCCGCUCCUCCUCGUCUGUCACCAUCUCCGACACCUACUUCUCUCGCGCUCAACACAUUUCAUUCCCGCGCACCAUCUCCACCCACCCUAACACCCUCUCACAUGCCUUUUUCCUCCCUCCCACGAACCCCAAGUACAGCAGUGCUCCAGGCGAGCUUCCUCCACUCAUCAUCACCAUCCACGGCGGCCCCACCAUCCACACCGACCCCGGACUUAGCAUGAUGUGGCAGUACUACACCACACGCGGAUAUGCCGUUGCCCUCCUCAACUACGCCGGCUCCUCCGGGUACGGACGCGCCUACCGCAAGCUCCUAAACGGAAGUUGGGGCGUACUCGACGUGCACGACGCCGCAGACUGCGCCCGGUACCUAAUCUCCGAAGGCAAGGUACACCCAUCCCGCAUUGGCAUCACUGGCGUGAGUUCCGGUGGAUACGCCACCCUCCAGGGAAUCUGCAUGUUCCCGACUCUGUUUACCGCUGCGGUCAGCGUCUCUGGUAUUAGUGACGUUGAAGCCCUCGUGGCCGAAACACACAAGUUUGAGAGCCACUAUGCUUUCCGGCUCUUGUUCGAUGAUAAGGUGCCCGAGACAGAAGAGGAGAAGCGGAAGGUGUACCGCGAGCGGAGUCCCAGGUUCCAUGCGGAUGUAAUCAAGGCCAAGCUGUUGCUGUUGCAGGGAACAGCGGAUGAGAUCGUCCCGUUGAACCAGGCGCAGGCAAUGGCUGAUGAUGUUCAGCGCAGCGGUGGGGUGGCCAAGUUGGUGAUCUUCGAGGGUGAGGGACAUGGGUACCCUCGCAAGGCGGAGAAUGGCUUGCAGGCUAAGAAGGUGGAAGAGAGCUGGUGGAAGGAGAAUUUGGCCGAGGUCAAGGGGGAGUGAGUGCGAUACUAGGAGAGUAUAUGGAUCAUCACAGGUAGUGUCAAGCGCAGGUGGAUGCCCAGUAGAAGAGAUGUAAUCUACGAGCAUCUAGUUCUAGAAUAUAGAAGCGACUGCCAUGAU
This is a messenger RNA of Aspergillus costaricaensis CBS 115574, 2188 nucleotides long. RefSeq names its product aminopeptidase C. The coding region runs from base 77 to 2068 and encodes 663 amino acids. The record is from RefSeq and is a predicted model, not a curated record. NCBI's taxonomy places the organism in Eukaryota, Fungi, Ascomycota, Eurotiomycetes, Eurotiales, Aspergillaceae. Gene Ontology annotation, biological process: proteolysis. The transcript has 3 exons. Gene Ontology annotation, molecular function: serine-type peptidase activity.